Molecule: messenger RNA, 1719 nt
Organism: Talaromyces rugulosus
Lineage: Eukaryota; Fungi; Ascomycota; Eurotiomycetes; Eurotiales; Trichocomaceae
Exons: 2
Coding region: 1-1719 (572 amino acids)
Biological process (GO): replication-born double-strand break repair via sister chromatid exchange; synaptonemal complex assembly; mitotic sister chromatid cohesion
Cellular component (GO): synaptonemal complex; cohesin complex
Molecular function (GO): protein binding; chromatin binding
Source: RefSeq, a predicted model, not a curated record
AUGUUUUACUCGGAGACCCUCCUGUCCAAGACCGGGCCUUUGGCUCGCGUCUGGCUAUCCGCCAACCUCGAGCGCAAACUCUCAAAAUCCCAUAUUUUGCAAUCCAACAUCGAAAGCAGUGUCAGUGCCAUUGUUGACCAGGGCCAAGCGCCCAUGGCUCUUCGUCUGAGUGGCCAGCUUUUGCUUGGUGUUGUCAGAAUCUACAGCCGCAAGGCACGUUACUUGCUGGACGAUUGCAAUGAAGCAUUGAUGAAAAUCAAAAUGGCCUUUCGACUUACAAACAACAAUGAUUUGCCAAGCAAUGUAACCCUACCGCCAGGCGGAAUUACUUUGCCUGAUGUUCUUACCGAAUCGGAUUUGUUCAUGAAUCUCGACACGUCUUCCCUCUUGCUGCCGUCCUUGAACCUGGAACCAGAAAGCAAGCAUCCUGGUGGCCUUGACUUUGGCAGCCAGCUCCUGCCAGAUACCCAGCGCUUGGCAUCUCAGGAACCCGCGCGUCUUGAAGACCACACCUUGGUUGAUCUAGACCUCGGUGAAGACGACACUCCUCUUGCAAACGAUUUCAGUAUCGAAAUGGGUCGAGAUGCGCCUGCCCCUCGGCCCAUGGAGGAAGAUCUAUUCAGUGAAGACGGAAAGCUCAAUGCCAUCGACCUCGAUCUGAACCUGGGAGACGAUGAUAUCCCUUUGGACAAGGACUUUGGCAACGACACCAAUGACGACAUCGACCGCUUUCUCAAUGAUGAUGGCCCAAUGGACCUCGACGACGGCGAGUUGGCUAUUCCACCACCCGAAUCCGAAGGUGCAGAGCAGUCCCCGCGACAAUCUGUUGAUCGUUUUGCUACCCCUCAGGCGGAUGAUGCUCAGGUUAACGAUGAGGGCGCCGCACAAGAAAACCAGCGUGCUAAACGACGCAAGAUUAUCGGCCACGAUGUCGACACUCAACUGAGCUCAUCCUCGAUCAAGCAACACCAGGAAGAGCACUCGGAUAUUCUCAAGCCCGCGUCCUUCUUGCCUCGCGACCCUGUCCUCUUGACUCUCAUGCAGAUGCAGAAGAAUGGUGAUUUCGUGUCCAGCGUGCUAGGCCAGAGCCGUGGUCGUGGAUGGGCACCCGAGCUCCGGGACAUGCUGUCGUUUGACGCUGUCCGCAAGGCUGGCGAGCUCAAGCGCAAGCGCGACAGUGGCGUUUCUGAUAUUGAUAUCGACGCUGUGAGCAUCCCCGCUCUGGACAUUGGUGACGAAGGAGACGAGAACUUGGAUGAAGGCAUUGGUCUCGAUUCUACCCUCCAGCAAGACGAUAUUCAGUUCCCUGGCGAUGAAAGCGCUCCUAGUGAAGACGGAGGAUUGCUACUGGAUGAUCUAGACGACACAAUCCACCCAACUGACAGUGGCCCUGUUUCUUUGGGUACCAAGCACGCAGUUCAUUUGUUGCGGGAGCGUUUCGGCGGCUCAGCUGCUGCCGAACCAGCCACUCCGCAGAAGAAGGCUGUAUUGUUCCAAAGUCUUUGCCCAGAGAAGCAGACAUCGAAAGCCGACGCUACCAAGAUGUUCUUUGAGACUCUUGUGCUGGCAACCAAGGAUGCCGUCAAAGUUGAGCAAGGCAGAAACGCCAUUGGUGGCCCUCUCCGUAUUAAGGCCAAGCGCGAGCUCUGGGGAUCAUGGGCCGAGACUGAAGCUGGUGGAGAAGUUGCAAGCCAGCAAGAAGUAGCAGUAGCAGCUUGA